AUGAUUUCCUCAUUCAUCUUGAAUGAGAAGCACAAGAUAGCUCGGGCAAAACUUGUGAAGAAGCAACAAAUUCAGAAGGAGAAGGAACUAAAGAAAAGGAUGAUGACUAUAACCCCUCAGCAGUUGUUGCAGUUGCAAAAUGGAAUUCACCAGCUGUCUAAAGAAUACGAGAGACAAGCCAACCAUUGUUGUGGUGUGAAAGAUCGAUUCAUCACUACCUCAACCAAAGUGGUAGAAGACCACAACAAGAGAGAAGCUGCCAAGUUUGGCAUGACACCACCUACAAGUUCCUCAGCUCCACCUCCAAUAGCACAGGCCAGUGUGACUGCGCCUUCGUCUACUAAAGAGGCUGCCAGGGAAACUGAAGAAGUUGCACCUGAAGAAACUAAAAGGGCAAUGGAUAAUGUUGCGCCUGAAGAAAUUCCAAGGGCGACUACAAGUGUUGUGCCUGAAGAAUUUGCCAGGGUGACUGCAUCAGUCACGCCCGAUGAAACUUGCUCCAACAAGUACAUCAGCAGCAGCUCCAACAUAGUCUUCAUCUUUGAAGCUUAUCACCAUUCCUUCUGCUUCAGAAACGAAGAAGACAAAGGCUGUUGA
Messenger RNA from Aegilops tauschii subsp. strangulata, 597 nucleotides. Lineage: Eukaryota; Viridiplantae; Streptophyta; Magnoliopsida; Poales; Poaceae. The record is from RefSeq and is a predicted model, not a curated record.